GCCUUGUAAUGAUCGAAUAUGGAAGUGCAGCAUUCCGUGCAAUCGGAUGCUUUCCUGCGGAUUUCAUAAGUGUAAAGAAGUUUGUCAUCCUCUGAAUGAGUGUGGCGAUUGUCCGUUGAGUGGAACACAAAGCUGUCCAUGUGGGAAAUUUAGGAAAGAAUUGCCUUGUACUGAAGAAAUAGGACCCUGUGGAGACACCUGCGGUAAAACCCUUACCUGUGGCGUUCAUGUCUGCGCCGCUAGGUGUCACCGUGGAAAUUGUGGCUCGUGUCUGCAGUUAAUUUUGAAGAAAUGUCGUUGCGGAGCCAAGGAGAAAGAAGUGCCUUGCCAAAAGGAAUUCCUGUGUGAAUCGAAGUGCAAGCGAAUCAGGGAUUGCAAAAGACAUGCCUGUAAUCGAAAGGUAUGCUGCUCAGGUGCGUGUCCGUCAUGCGAACAGCCUUGCGGAAGAAUGUUGGGCUGCAAGAACCACAAGUGCAAUUCACGUUGUCAUCAGGGCCCUUGUUUUCCAUGCAACAUAAUGGUCGAAAUUAAAUGCUUUUGUGGGAAGGAAUCACGUUUCGUUCCCUGUGGUCGUGAACGAACAUCGAAGCCUCCACGGUGUUCUGAACCCUGCAAGCUCCCGUCCGAUUGUCAUCAUCCGAAACGUCAAGCUCACAAGUGUCACUUUGGACCAUGUCCGCCUUGUAAUCUUCGCUGUGAGAAUUCGUAUAGCAAUUGUCCUCAUAUUUGCGAGGCCCGGUGUCACGACUUUGUUGCUCGUGCUAAGCCGCUGCAGAGGAAGGCUGACACACCUUGGGAAGUCGUCACUAAUCCUGAAGUUGAAAUUGUGAAAUUACCCUGUCCCUCUUGUCAGGUAUUAGUCCCUGUGGAGUGCUUCGGAAAACACGAGAUUUUCCAACGACCGUGCAGCGAAGCUGUUCCUUUUUCGUGUCAGCGUCAGUGUGGAAAGCAUUUGUCCUGUACUAAUCACACGUGUGCCUUGGAGUGCCAUGUUGUGGAGGGGGCAUCUGGUCUGGAUUUGGCAGGAAUGAAUUGUGAAACGUGUCAGAGUCCGUGUGAGAAGCCGAGACCCGAAGGCUGUUGUCAUCCGUGUCCUCUGCAAAUUAAGGGAACCGGAUGUCAUCCUGGCCCCUGUCCAAGAUGUGAUUUGAUGGUGAAACUUCCUUGUCAUUGCGGAAUCAAUCAAGUUUAUGUCAAGUGUUAUAAGUGGACUGCAGCUGGAGAUGAAGACAAAACGAAACUUCUGUCUUGCGGUAAUCCGUGUCCGAAAGUGAUGGCCUGUGGACAUUCCUGUACGUUGCAAUGUCACCAAGGAGAGUGCGCAAGUGAUCGCACAUGUAAAAAGAAAGUUAACGUCAAGUGUGCUUGCAAACGGAAAAAGAAAGAAUUUCCGUGCGUUUAUAUUCGCGAGCAAGCUGCUCAUUUAGCUCAGUUAGUCGCCUGUGAUCAAGUCUGCUACGAUAAAGCGGAAGAAGCUCGAAAAGAACUUGAAAUGAAACGGAAAGUAGAAGAAGAAUUGCGAAAGAAGAAAGAACAGGAAGAGCUGGAUGCAUUUGAAAGGAAGAUGAAAGGUGGUGGGAAGAAGCGGAAACAUCGAGUGGAAGAAUCGGCGGAAGAUGAAGAGCAGUGGUGGCGGACACAACGUGGAUUACUCGUUGCUGGUCUGGCUGCUGCGUGUGUCGGGGUUGGGUUGGCAUCGUUUUUUGUUUUCUGA
This is a messenger RNA of Notodromas monacha, 1714 nucleotides long. The record is from the annotation of a GenBank genome assembly. NCBI's taxonomy places the organism in Eukaryota, Metazoa, Arthropoda, Ostracoda, Podocopida, Cyprididae.